AUGGCAAGUGGAAUGGGUUUUUCGUGGGGAACAUCGCUUUUAAAUGCAAAUAAAGGUUCUACAACAACGGCAAUAACUACUACUACUACUAACAUAACAAAACCUUUCAUGACAACAAGUUCUAUAUCUACUUCAAAUAUUAAACCUAAUAAAAGAAGUUUCCAAAGUGAUGCCGAUGAUGAAAGUUACAGCCAUGACAAUAAUAGUACUGUAAAUUAUAUUACUAGAUCCAAUAUACAUUCAUUGAAAAUGCCUGCUGCCGUCACCACUACCUCGACUAUUACUACCACUACUGCUACUAAGAGAAAAUAUACAUAUAACUCUACACACCAAAUCAUGAAUAAUAAUAGCAAUUGUAAUGGUAAUUAUAAUAAUAAUAAUAAUAGUAAUGGCAGUGGUAAUAGUAGUAGUAAAUGUUCGUUGCUUAUUAGUCAGAAUUUACCCUUACCUAGAUCAUUAAAUUUAUUAUCAAAAGAACAAUUAUGUGAAUUGAUUCAAAACAUGAUACAAGAACAACCAGAAUUAACUAUUCCAUUACAAAAUAAUAUCAACCAAAAAUUGGUUAGUACCGUUACAAUACAAGAUUUUAUUAAUGAUUUAGAAACUAAAUUUAAUAAAAUAAUUAAAUCUAUACCAUACCAUAAGAAAUAUUACGAUAUAGAUAAAUUACAGCCUUUUAAUAUUAAUUGUGAAUAUCGAAUCAUGGAUCUAGAUGAUUAUUCUUUUACUAGAUUGAAACCGUGCAUUUUAGAUUUUUUAAAUUGUUUGAUAGAUUACAUUUUAUUCAAUUUACCACCGAUAAUUAAAAACUUCAUUGGAUCAGUUGAAUUAUUGGACUCAAUCACAUUAAUGUGUUUGAAUUUACCUAGAUUUAAACUACCAAGCAAUAACUAUUAUUAUGAUAAAUGCUGGGAACAAAUUUCUUUUAUAUGGUGUUCCUUUAUUAACCAGCUUUCCAAUAAUUCUAUAUUAUUAAACAUAAAUGAUAAUAAUAACUCUAUACUAUUGAAUUGGUUCAAUAAAUUGAAUGAUUAUAAUCAAUUAACUAAUGGCAUGUUGAGCAGACCUUUGCAGUUAAUUAGGGACGUAUUAUUGCAUAAUAGGAACACCAAUGAUUAUAAUUUGUUAUCAUCACUUUUACAGCAGCAGCAAGAGCAACAACAGCAGCAACAAGGAACUAACAAAUCAUUUUUGUCAUCUGCAUUUAUUACAAACAAUAACCAUCAAAUAUUUACGCCAAUCCAUAAUUUCACCACUAUCAACGAAUCACAUACCACUAAGAAUACCCUUAAUGGAGACAAUAAUAAAAACAAUAACUACAUUCAUUUCAAUUCUACUCUAGAAAAUUCUAACAUAUAA
Arxiozyma heterogenica is the source of this 1359-nucleotide messenger RNA. It is a transcript of the gene STS1, whose product is annotated as Sts1p. The record is from RefSeq and is a predicted model, not a curated record. Lineage: Eukaryota; Fungi; Ascomycota; Saccharomycetes; Saccharomycetales; Saccharomycetaceae. The transcript has a single exon. Gene Ontology annotation, biological process: nuclear protein quality control by the ubiquitin-proteasome system; proteasome localization. The coding region runs from base 1 to 1359 and encodes 452 amino acids. Gene Ontology annotation, cellular component: nuclear membrane; nucleus. Gene Ontology annotation, molecular function: proteasome binding.